AUGGACGCUCACGCCCCUUCGACGGCGCCGGCCGCGUACCCACCGCACCAACACCAACUCCUCGCACCCGCCGCCUACUUCGCCCACGCGCCCAACCCAUCACGAUGGACCUUCACACAGGGCCUCAUCGUGGGUCAGAUCUCCAUGGUCGUCAUCGCGCUGCUCCUCAUCCGAUACGUCAUCUUUGAGGACUCGGCAACCGCGCUCGAAAAGGAGCGUCUCAUGCGUCUCAAGAUCUCUGAGCGCCGUUCCAAACGUCAUGCAAAGGCUCUCCUCCAAGGCGCGCGCAGGACUGCAGCUGCCCCUGCUUCUUCCGCCACCGACAACCACCGCAAGUCCAGCCGCGUCUCCUCGGAUGCAAGAGCCUCCACCUUUGCCAACAUCCUCGACAAGACCACCUACGACCUCGCAUCCCACCUCCCAGAAUCCACAGACUGGCUCAACGUCGUCUUUGCACAGGCCAUCGCUGGAUACCGCGAAGAUGUCCUCGCAGGUGGCGCAUCGCCUCAUCCGCACAACGGCUCCUCCCAUCCGCCAAAGCAUCACUCCCCCGGCAUCCACUUUGGCGCCGACUCCCACCCUGCAGGCCAACCCCAUCUCGAACCGGAAAAGGAGAGGACCGCGCGCGACCUCAUGGAAGAGAUCCUCAAUCGCGCCACUUCCUCCUUCCUCGACCCCAUCCGCGUCACAGAGGCCGACUUUGGCGACGCCUAUCCCAUCUUCACAAACGCGCGAGUUCGCCCCGCCGACGACACCGGCCGCACACGCAUCGAGAUCGACGUCGACUACUCCGACCAGAUCACCCUCGCCAUCGACACAAAGCUCCUCAUCAACUUCCCCAAACCCAGGUUCGCAGUGCUCCCUGUGUCCCUCAGCCUUACCAUCGUGCGCUUCUCCGGCACCCUCGCCGUCGAACUCUUCUCCUCCGACCCCAACGCAACCAUCCUACCCACCACCCCAGCGCCAACUUCGGCACUGCCCCCACGCUCGCGUCACCAGCUCCAUUUCUCCCUCCACCCCGACUUUGCCCUCGAGGCUUCCGCUACCAGCUUGCUCGGGUCCCGUGCAAAGCUCCAGGACAUCCCAAAGAUCGAGCAGCUCCUAAUCUCGCGCCUCCGCGGUUGGAUCCUUGACCGCUUCGUCUGGCCCAGAUACUGGAGCCUCACUCUCCCCAAUCUCGUGCCCUCUCCAGCAGCAGCAAACGCCGCAGCACACCCAGCCGGCGACGUUGGACUCGAUUCAUCCGCCGCUGCACACACAAACGGCGUCGAUCCAGCCGCACACGCUGCUGGCGUCGACGGUCAGAUGAGCGUUGGGAGAGGCGUCGAACGCACCGACGACUCGAUCGUCGAGCCGGGCCACCUCGAGUCCGCACGCCAAGAGAUGAUGCACGCCGCCUCCGAAUCGCCGUCUUCCUCGCGCCCACCUCACUCGCGAUCCACCUCGGCCGCCCGCGUCUCGGCCCCCGCCAUGCCCAGCGGUUUCGGCAGCGUCGAGGCGUGGAGGGCGCACACCGCAGGUGCAUACGGCCAGCCCGGACAGCAGCAGUCGUCCGGUCUUACCCACGCCGCUCUGCUGCGCGCGAAUAGCGGCCUCGGUGCCAGGUCACGCCACGCUGCCGCCACCGACAGCGCGCCGGGAUCCGAUGGACAUAUCGACGUACCCGGCAGCUUUCGCGGCUCGGUAGCAGGGGCUGGCAUCGGCAUUGCCUCGUCCACAACCUCAUCCUCUUUGCCGAAUCCUGCACAUACCCCGUCGGGCUUACGCAAUAGGCCCGCUUUCGCCCAGUAG
This is a messenger RNA of Moesziomyces antarcticus, 1791 nucleotides long. RefSeq names its product mitochondrial outer membrane protein. The record is from RefSeq and is a predicted model, not a curated record. Gene Ontology annotation, biological process: phospholipid transport; mitochondrion organization. Gene Ontology annotation, molecular function: lipid binding. The transcript has a single exon. Gene Ontology annotation, cellular component: ERMES complex; endoplasmic reticulum. The coding region runs from base 1 to 1791 and encodes 596 amino acids. Lineage: Eukaryota; Fungi; Basidiomycota; Ustilaginomycetes; Ustilaginales; Ustilaginaceae.